AUGUCUGAUCAACAUUCACAACACACUCCGCUCAACAAUAAUUUCAACAACAACCGACCAUCCAUUCCAAUCUCUUCGAAUAAUGCCACUGGAAGCAAGCGGGGUGGUGUUCUAAAACACUCUCCACCAACUCCAACAUCAAACUUUCAACAGCAUUUCCCGACGACACCAACUUCUACCACCCUUCGGAAGCCACCUCCAUCUCCCAUUCAGACACCUUCUUCCUCUGGAAACAACAUGUUCAAUUUUCAACCUCCCAGUAACACCUUUGUUGGUAAUGGUGGAGUAAUUGCUCCGAAUAGAGGUGCAACAACAACAACAACCUUGAACACAUCCUCGGCCCAAAAUGUUUCAAUUUCGUCUCGUUUGAGCUAUGCAUCCAUUGUCACCAAUAGUAGUACCAGUAGUAGUAAUAGUAGCAACAGUAUUGCGAAUGUCAUGAACAGCAGUAGUGGAGCAAUUUUGAGAGAGGAUGAUCUUGACGAUUCAAGCUCUCUCUAUUCCAAGUUUUCUCAUAAUCUCAAUAGUAAUGGUCAUCAACAACCUCCUCAACAACCUUCCUCAUUGAAAGAGUACUCUUCCGAAUUCACACCUCUCAAACAAAAGAGUUCGUCCAAUGCAAUGGUGGCCACCAAUUUGGACAAUAAAUUGGAAGUGUCACCACCACCGCCAUUGGCACUACAGACAAAUGCCUCAAACCCUCUUUCAAACACACCAACAGGAGAGCGAAAGAAAAAACUAAGAAAAAGUGGAUCAACAUCGUCAGCCUUGUCCACACUUUUAUCGCCAAAUGCAACAACGAAUAUUGGAAUCAAUAUUCACAACAAUACUGCAAACCCUUCAUUGAACAAUGAUUUACAACACAAAAAAAAGAACUCUAUUGCAGAUGUUGAUUCCAAUGACGAGGAGGAGGACGAGUUCAUUACAGUGGAGUCUCCUACAUUUGCUCUUGCUCCCUCAGUUGUUAAGAAACACAAAAUGAAGCAGCAAAAAUCGGGUGGAGGCUCCCCUCAUGAGCAAAAUACUUUGGAGAUUACGAACGAUUUAUUAACCUCUAUUGAACAAUCCAUGGAAGAUCUUCUUGAUAGUGACAACGUGGAAUAUAAUUUUCCUGGACAUAUUUAUGGAGGAGGUAUUGGAUCUGACGGAGAAACUUCCACUCCUGUUACUACAACCCAACAGCCAACACAUAAUCUUCCUCCAUUCAUGUUUUCCUCCACUAAUAGCAAUAACUCAAUGAGAUCAGGCCCAUUUCAUUCAACCUUAGAUCUCAACAUUCCAUACAUUUACACAACAAGCGAGGAAGAGAUUGAGAUUUCUACAAAUGGUUCAAUUUCAACAAACACAACAAGCACCUCGUUGGAGGAGUUUCAAAGUGGAAUUAUUGGCUCAAUCACUCCAACCACCAUUAUUCAGUCUCCGAAUAACAAAAAUGCAACUCCUUACACUAACAACCAAGCUAGAGCCGAGUCUAAUAGAGGUGAGAAUCAGUCAACACCUCCAACAUCACCUGGAUCUCCAUUAGAGAAUAAGACCUUUGCUGCUGUCAACAAGGAACGUACAGGAGUUCAUGCAUCACCAACAAGUAAGGCCUUACCGAAGGUUAAAUCAAAAGCCGUUCUGGAGUAUGAAGACGAUGUCACAUCUGAUUCAUCUAACUCCUCAACAGAUGAAGAAUUGUUUUCUCAAGAGAGAACAAACAGUAAUGGUAGCAAUAGUAUCGACUACUCUCAAUGUUCAACAUUGCAUGAUAUGAAUGAAAUAUUCGAAAAAACUCUUGAAGAAUAUGAGAGAGACAAGAAGUUGACAUCUGAGGCACAAUUUUUCAUUGCAAACGCUCCAAGUUUUCAAUCUCUACUGUUUGCAUUGAAAAAAUUGAAAGAACAAUCUCUUCUACAUCAUGAAAAUUCUUCAAAGAUCCGAUCCAACAUUUUUCAAUCCUUGAAGAGGAAAAUCAAGGAAUUGAAUAACAAAUAUCAAAUGCAAAGCAUUGGAGUUAGCUCAAGCAGUAAUUCUAGGAAGGAAUUGGAUACAGUGUUUGAUAUUUGCAACUUCUUACUCAAUGAAGACAUUAUCUACAGCAUGAUUCAAUCCCCUAUUCUAUCAGAUAUUAAUUCGGAAAAAGAUUUGGAAAAUAUGGUCACACUUUUAGAGAAUAUUCAAUCCAAAAUGAACAUUUCCUUCAACAACUCAGUACAAGGGUACUUUAGGUUGUUUGAUGGAACAAAGAAAUGGCUCAUUCAUGUAUUCACACACAACUUGAGAAUAGUAUUGGAUUUUCAAUCUCCAGGAACUUCUUCUUCGAAUCAAGCAAGAAGAUCUUCAACAUCACUCCUUUCUCUACUUCAGAGCCAACAAAAUACCAUUUCUCUUGAGAAAUUCAUGAGAUUUUUGGAUAGACUUGUAAGGUUAAACUUUUUGAACGAAUACUCUCAUGUAUUGCUUGAUGAGCUAAUGUUGACACCAUUUUUCGUUUCCUUAACUUCUUUCGACUUUAUAGAGCACAUGGGUAAAUUCAGUGGUAGUCAGUUUUCCAACAAGUUGAGAUCCUAUAUCAUUGACAAAUGUUGUCAACUAAUAUCUCAAACGGCAACAAGCAAAGACGCCAGCCUUCUUUUUGAGCUCAUCGAAUCAAAAAUUGAGGAUGCAACAGUACGCUAUGUCUAUCUCAAGACCUUACUAUUUGCAGCCAACAUCCAACACAGUUAUGAGAGCAUUGUGAAAAAUCCAUUGUGCUAUUAUUAUUUCAAAUUUGCCAAGGUCAGUCAAAAGAUCGCUGAUGAAAAUUAUGUAAAAAUAGAGAAAGAAGUAUCGGACUUGAUGGAUAUUUAUUUCAAACUAGUUUUUCAACUUUUAGACAAAACAUGUACCAUUUCUACUUUGAAUAUGGUUCUAAAACACGAGGCUCAGUUCGUUAAGCUGAUUUAUGUUAUGGGAGAUGUUGGUUUUAACGAAGGCCACCUAAAGCAGCUUCGACAAGAGCUAGUCUCAUUUAAAACAACUCUAGACGCGGUUCAAAAUUUCUUGACCAUGUUUGCCGAUGAUCCUAACUUCUUUGAUACAAAUACCGUGCUCGACACUAUUAUCAAAAUUCGUAGAAAUAUGACAGAAAUGGUUUUCAAAAAGGUUCAAAAGCAAGUAUCAGAUCUAAUUCCAUUCAGCUUUGAGGAUUUGGCCUUCUUUUACGAACUUCGAACAUCAGAAUUCUUUUUGGUGCUAUGGAGGGAUCUCUACUCAAAAAACAACGAUGAAAAACAUAGCAUCGACUCCAUCAAGACCAAAUUAAUACCCGCCGUCAGAAAGAGAUGGGCAGACUAUUAUGCUUCUCUCGAUACCCUUUCCAUGAAGUUAAGCGAGUUUUACAACAUUCUAAGAAAAUGUAGAUAUGACACUAAGCUUGACAACAUUUUUUCAGGAGCGAGCAGUCUCUAUGAAGAAGAGUUGCUUAGAGUGAGAAUGACCUUCAGUGGAAAAGCUUCAGACAGAAAGCCUUCUCGAGAAGAUCUUGAAUGGGUUUCGAAAAGGCACAAUAUCAUUAGAAGCUAUGAGAGCAUUAAUUUAUACAGAUCAUAUUUACCAUCAUUAAUUGCUCUUGUAGAACAUUUUGAGCCUUAUUUUUCUGUGGAUUUGAAAAAGGAUCUAGAUUACAUCCAACUCAAAAAAGAAGCAACCAUUUUGAACAGCCAAAGCCUAUGGGAAGAACAAACAUUAUCCAUGUUUGAAAACCAAAGAACAAGUCUUGAUUCGUUGUCUUUUGCCAAAUUCUUCAAGAAUUUUUCUGAUAAUCAAAUGUCAUUCAUGAAGUUAUUGAGUGACAACAGUGGAUUUUCCAUAAUUGAUUGGCUCGCUAACUACAAAUCAAACCUUGAAUUUGAUAACUUGCUAGAGGUGUGCAAGAGUUACACCGAUUCUGUUAAGGUUCUCCAAUCUUUGAAAUCUUUGGUUGUUAUUAGAGACGUUGUCUCAGAGCUACUUUAUGGCUCCGUAGAGGCUACUUCUGUGACAUUUACUGGCUUCACACAGUUCCAUAGUGUGCUGACGAAACUUCCUAUCGGCAGCGACGAAUUAGUACAAUUGACAAAUCUCAAAAAGAACUUUACACUCCUUCUUGAGAUGUUUGAAGAAAGAACACGAAGUGGGGGAGUUCAAGCCCUUUAUGAUCUUGCUGCCAUACUUGAAAGAGGCAUCUUUGAAUUCAGCCUUGCUGGACAACAUGUAAUCAGUUGUAAGGUUGUUCCUUCCUCAAGCAUAUCAUCCUCAUCACCAAGUAGAAGAAUGAGCAAUCAGCAUCAAAUCAUUAGCAUGGAAGGCCUGGUUGAGUUGAGAAACAAAUUGAUGUUGAGCGAGAUACCAGACAACAUUAACAGCUUGGAUGAUGUACAUUCAAAGAUCAAAUUAUACGUGAGCUACAUUACAUUAAUGAUUGAAUUAAGGUCAUCCCUGCUCGAGUUGUCUCGAUCUGCUCAUUUCGAUUUUCAGGAUAAUUACUUUAAAACGAUCAAGGCUUCAGAAUGCACUUUUGAGGUCAUACAAGACUAUCAUUCACAGGUUCUCCAAAAGAUGACAGAAUGGAAAAAAAUUGUUGAAGAUUCUCGAAACAAAUACUAUUUCAUUAAUUUAUUCAGAGCGAAAGAGUCUCUACAUAUCUUUAAUUUGCUAACUAGGUACAAGGAAGAAACCAAGAAUGAUAUAUUACGAGAAUUAUUGGACAUUCUUCAACUGGGCGAUCAUAACUUGACUGUCAAUGAGAUUGAAGCUUGUAUGAACGGCAUGCAGGAUGUUACUUUCUCCAAAGAGAUGUCUGUAGCCGCAAAGAUGGAAAAAUUGUGUUUAUUCAUUGAAGCUCUAUUCAGAAAUAGGAAUAUCAAUUAUAGAAAAUCAGAUUAUACUAUUCCCUCAGCAAUAACAUCCAAGUACUCCGUUGCCAACUUUGGAGGAUUCUUCAGAAUCAUCAAGCUAAGCAAGGAAAAAGAGGUCAUGGAUGCAAUCAUGACCAUUUAUUCUGCACAAAACAGGCUUCCUUUAAGUGAAGAAGUAUUACUAUGCAACUCUCACGAAACAGAUAUUGAAGACAUUUAUCUCAUUCUGAAUCGGUGGUUCAAGUCAAGCGCCAAUGGAAAACUUAAUCACAUAUUUUGUAUUGGGAAUAUUCACGAGUUACCAUUUUCUGUUCAAUCGAAAAUGCUGUUACGUAUCCAAGAACAAAUUUCGACCAUGGCUAAAGCAUCAAACAAUCAUGCCAAACUGGUACUACUCAGUGGAGCAGACAGUAAUUCCAGACUCUUGGUAGAAUUUUCGCAAUAUGUAGAUUCAAAUUUCAAAUUACUUCCUCACAAGUACAUAUCAGCGAUUCUCAAGUCAUAUCAUGGUAAUCAUGUGAAAUAUGUAUUCUCAAAUCGUACUGCAGCCGGAAAAACUCGCUACAUACUUAAAGAUAUUUACACGAAUAAGAAGAAGUAUAAGAGAAUUACUGUGCUUGAAGACUCGACAAUCAGGGACACAGUAUUUACUCUUAAAAGAACAGUAGAAAAUAUGGAUAGAAAAGACAUUGCUUUUCACUUUUCUUUAUGCCCACUUGUUCCAAAGCACUUUAACUCUUUGUUUUUUGAACUUUUUUAUUUGGGUAGAGUUAGAGAUCAUGACACAGCUACCAUUUUCCAUUUGACACCUUCUACUCAAUUCUACAUUGAGAUACCUAACAGUCUUUGUGUUCCUAUUUUGAAUGAAUUUAUAUAUUUCUGUGCAUUUUUACCUUCACUAGACAUUACUACUGACGAAAAUAGUUUGGAUUUCACAAGCUAUGAGCUGGCUAAUGGAAUGAAUGAUACCAUAGAAAUUAUUGCUAGAGAUAACUCAAAGAAAGUGCAGUUUGUCUGCAAAUUUUUAAAAGCAUUUGAGGAAAAUAUUUUCAAAUAUGCUGCCCCUCAUAUUGCCGAUUUUUCUCCUGAUAAGCAAGCUGAUCUUGACAACAGAAAAUGUUUUAAACUUCUUUGCAAAUAUACUGGAUUCAAUUAUGAGAACGCCUCAUUCUCUGUGAUCAAUCACUUUGUUGAAUUGCUUUAUGGACAAUUUCAGUCUACUCUUAGAUAUGCAUGUUUCAAAAAUUGUGUCAUGGAAGGAACCAUGCAACUUUUUAAACAUGCAAUGAUUGACUUAAUGAUUAGGUCUGCAAGAGAUUUGACAGGCAUCGCAGUUGAAAAAGAUACAAUCCUGACUAUGGCUAAGAAAUACGAAGGUAAACCGUAUACCGAGGUUCUGUUACUACAAUAUAUUGAAAUGUUCGAAAACCGAAUAGGACGUUGGGAAGAACAAUCUGCUCAACAUCCACUAAUUGUAUUCUAUAGGACCGAAAUGGAUGAAAUUACAGGUAUCGAUCUCAUAGGAAUUGAUACAGAUAAAUUGGAACUAAAUGAAGAGUUGAAAUACUCACUGGUUUGCAAUGGAAUCAACUUGGACGCUCCUAGAGCACUUUCACACGAAAGAGCUCAAGAAAUUAUUAGAAAUGUAGCAGGACUUGGAAAAGAGGAUCGAAACGAGAAAGUUAGAAACAACUAUGUAUUAACAGUUGACAAUUUGAGCAAGGUGCUUGUUAUUUACAACAAACUCAAAUACAGUUUACCAACCAUUUUGUAUGGUGACAAUGGAGUUGGAAAAUCAGAGCUGACCAAAUAUUUAAGCUCUGUUUUGGGCAUCAAGCUGAAACGUUUCGUUGUUAAUGAAGGCCACAGUAGCUUAGACAUUUUGAACUGGAUUAACCCACUCAUCAGAGAGGCCAAACAUAACCCUUCCAAGGAUGUGAUUGCAUUUUUCGAUAGAGUGAAUACAGCAAACAAUGUCGGAUUGUUCAAGGAGCUGAUAUGUGACCGAGUUAUCAAUAACCAGGUACUUCCAAAAAAUCUCAAAAUUGUUGCUUCUUGUAAUCCAUACCGUCUGAGAAGAUAUGCAGGAACUGAUGUAGAACAACCUUCUUCUCAAAAGCUUGAUAUCCUUAAAGAAAAUUUAAGAAAUCUUCAAAAGACUACUGGGCUAGAUAUUCAAGCCUUUGCUCAAUGCCUUGUUUACAAGGUUUAUCCUCUUCCAGUCUCUUUACUGGAUUCAGUUUUUAGCUUUGGGUCACUUAAAAGUGACAUUGAGCAGUUGUACAUUCGUGCUAUAUUACUAAUGGAAAUUAAUCAGGAAGACAAUACUAGGUCGGCAAGAUUCUUUGAUUGCUUUACAGAGCUGAUUUUCAUUUCACAAAACUUUAUAAGAAAGGUAUACAUGGAGCGCAGCGCUGUAAACUUGAGGGAUGUGAAAAGAUGCAUUAAUUUGUUUAAGAGCUUUUAUCAAUCUCUUGCAAAGAGAAACUCCUUGGAUUCAGAAUUUUAUUUAGACGAGUCAAAUUUCAUUAUUAAGAACUCCAUACUACUUGCUCUGGGUAGUUGUUACUAUUACCGACUUACUGCUCGUAGGGAAGAUUUCGUGAUAGAAAUUGAAGACUAUCUCCUUUCUUCAAACAAAUCUAGUACAUAUUUAUCCUAUCAAAAAGGCGAUUUUAUCAACACACUCAAUGAGGAACAGCGUUUUUAUACAAUGCAUUUAAAUAUUCCAAAAGGUGUAGCUCUGAAUCAAGCUUUAAGAGAAAACAUUUUCAUGACACUUGUUUGCGUCUUGAAUAGAAUUCCAAUUUUCAUCAACGGAAAAAGUGGAAGCUCCAAGUCAUUGUCCUUAGAAAUUCUAUCUUCAAACUUGAAUGGAAGUGCGAGUGUGAAUGCGUUUUUAAGAUCUCUCCCAUCUCUUGAAAUAUUCACCUAUCAAUGUUCGCAAAUGUCAACACCUGAAGAUGUUAAGAGCUGCUUUGAAUCAGCAAGAAGAUAUCAGAAAAAUUCUCCCAACUCCAUUGCUGUGGUUCUUUUGAACGAGGUUGGACUCUUAGAACAUUCACCCUCUCAUCCAUUGAAGGUGGUGAACAAGGAACUUGAUGAGGAAAGCUCAACUUAUGCUCCCUCUGUUAUUGGGCUUUCGAAUUGGACGUUAGAUCCAAAUCUCAUUAACAGAGCAGUUUAUUUGUCAAGACCAGCUCCCUCCACUUUCGAGUUGAAAACAACGCUUUCUGGCAUUGUCAACUCUGUACAUUUGGAUAGUAGCUUAUUUUCGUUAGCUAAGGCUUUCCAUGAUGUUUACAACAGCCAACAAAGAAAAGACUUCUUUGGAUUAAGAGACUUUUAUCACUGUGUGAAAUUCAUCAACCGGAAUUUUGAUUUAGGUGCUUUGACACCAGAACUUUUAACUGAUGCUUUAGCUCGUAAUUUUGGUGGCUCCAGUAAUGAAGAAUUUCACACCAUCCUUAAUAUUUUCUUUUCAUGUGUGGGAAUGAAUAUCGUUCCGAAUAGAAAGUCAAAAUUGGAGUACAUCUCAGAAAAUUUGACAGACACAAAAGCACGACACCUCAUGCUCCUUACCAAGAAUAAUGCUGCUCUUUCCGUAUUAUUUUCUGAUUUUGGACAAAUAAUGUCAUACUCCAAUUCUGAGGUCAUAUUCGGCUCAUCAAACUUCCAAAAUUGCGCUAAAGAACUCCAGAUAUGUAUGGAUAUUCAACUAAUUAAGCAGUGUAUGGCCAUUGGAAAAAUUGUUGUACUGGUGAAUUGUGAACAACUCUAUGAGAGCUUGUACGAUUUAUUUAAUUUACAGUAUAUAGAAUAUGAUGAGAAUCGCGUUGUUGCAAUCUCCUUAGGAACUUACAGCAGAAUUUGCUCGGUUCACAAAAACUUCAGAGUCAUUGUAAUUGUAGAUCAGGAUGAUGCAUAUACACGAUUACCAAAACCACUUCUCAAUCGAUUUGAAAAGCAAACACUUCACAGAGAGGAUUUAUUCGACAAGUACUCCUCAGCCAACUUGCGAGCAGUUUUAUCAAAACUUCAGAGUUGGGUAAAAUCAACCUUUGAUGAAGAUGAAAGACCAUUUGUUAACACUCACAAAUCUCUACUCCAUUCUUUGGUAUUGUCAUUGGACUCGAAACAAACAGAAGACACAACGUUGCAUGACUUUCUCCUAAGUCAAUGCAAGAAUUUAUUGCUGUGGAUCACCACAACUGAUGCCAUAAUUAGAAUGUCUUCAAAGAAUUUAAGAAAUAAGGAGUAUGCUAGAAUGUAUUUCGAACAGCAAGAGCAUAGAGAUCUCUUUAAAUUUUCUCAGUACUUGUUUGAAGCAAUGCAGUCACAACAAAAAAGCGGCUUAUCGAAUCCUCUGAUUUUUAAUGGAUACUUCCAAGUCUGUGUACUGACUUAUUCGUCAGUUUCUAUGGACUGCAGCUCUCUGAUCAGCACUGAUCGAGUUGAAUAUGUAGAGACCUUGAGUUUGAGCGACUUAAAAAUCAGAUAUUGGAUUAUCAGAAAAACUGAAACAAUACUUUGA
Naegleria fowleri is the source of this 9393-nucleotide messenger RNA. RefSeq lists its product as uncharacterized. Gene Ontology annotation, molecular function: ubiquitin-protein transferase activity; ATP hydrolysis activity. Bases 1 to 9393 code for a protein of 3130 amino acids. NCBI's taxonomy places the organism in Eukaryota, Heterolobosea, Eutetramitea, Acrasida, Naegleriidae. The record is from RefSeq and is a predicted model, not a curated record. The transcript has 2 exons.